This is a messenger RNA of Colossoma macropomum (tambaqui), 3062 nucleotides long. It is a transcript of the gene pxk, whose product is annotated as PX domain containing serine/threonine kinase. Gene Ontology annotation, cellular component: late endosome; extrinsic component of endosome membrane; early endosome. Gene Ontology annotation, biological process: early endosome to late endosome transport; protein targeting to lysosome; endosome to lysosome transport. Gene Ontology annotation, molecular function: phosphatidylinositol binding; ATP binding; protein kinase activity. Lineage: Eukaryota; Metazoa; Chordata; Actinopteri; Characiformes; Serrasalmidae. The record is from RefSeq and is a predicted model, not a curated record.
UCAGGCAGUCGGUCGGUCGGAGGCGGGAUCAGAGCGGCACCGCCGCUGAUGAGCCGCUCAGAGGAAGAAGCUUCUGUCAAGCUCUCUCACCCUCCCUCCGCCACAAUGACAAAUAAACAGCUUUUCAGCUGAAGGACUUGCUUUUCCUCGCCGCAUAUUUUUGGUACGAGACAUCGGGAGCUACUGACGCGUCCGCUGUUACAACAGAUAUUCCCAGAAAUGGCUUUCAUGGAGAAACCGUCCGCCGGGAAGCUGCUGCUGGACGACACGGUCCCCCUGACGGCGGUGAUAGAAACCAGCCAGAGCCUCCAGUCCCACACGGAAUACAUCAUUCGUGUCCAGAGGGGAGUCUCAUCAGAAAACAGCUGGACAGUCAUCAGGAGAUACAGUGAUUUCGACAUGCUUAACAACAGCUUGUUGAUCUCUGGCCUCAACUUGCCCCUUCCUCCCAAGAAGUUAAUAGGGAACAUGGACAGAGAGUUCAUAGCGGAGCGGCAGAAAGGUCUUCAGGCCUAUCUCAACUUCCUCACCCAGCACCACAUCCUCUCCAGCUGCGAGCUGGUCAAAAAGUUCCUUGACACCAACAAUUAUUCUGCAAACUACACAGAAAUCGCCUUACAGCAAGUGUCCAUGUUCUUCAGAUCUGACCCAAAGUGGGAAGUGGUGGAACCAUUAAAAGACAUAGGCUGGAGAUUACGAAAGCGGUACUUCUUAGUCAAAAACAAAGAGCAGCCUAAGGAGCGACAAGUCUUAAGUUGGGUUGAUUUGGGUCCUGAUAAGUUUCUGUCAGAUAAAGAUCUUCAGUCCACAGUGAAGCUGCUUCCUUCUUUGGCUCAUCCAUACAUCUGUCCAGUCACUUUUGCUUUUACUAGUGAGUCCUCAGCUUUAGUGAUCAGAACCUUCAACGAGAAAGGCACGCUUAGGGAUCAUAUUUGCAAGGUCAAGCCAAAGGAGUCAUUCCUGAAGAAGUACUGUAACCCAAAAAAGAUCCAGGGUUUGGAACUCCAGCAAAUCAGGACUUACGGGAGACAGAUUUUGGAGGCCCUGAAGUUCCUUCAUGAUAAAGGAUUUCCAUAUGGGCAUCUCCAUGCGUCCAAUAUUCUAAUUGAAGACAAUACGUGCAAACUCCUGGACAUAGAGAACUCUCUACUGGGACUUCCCUCUUACUACCGACCAUACGUCACACAGUUUAGGAAAAUUAACACCACAGAGAGCAUUGACGUCUACUCCUUUGGACACUUGCUGUAUGAAAUGACGUACGGGAGGCCUCCAGAUGCUGUACCUGUGGACCAGUAUCCCUCUGCUCCCUACACCUCAGUCGUCUCGGUACUGCAGUCCAUCCUGUCCACUGAGGCUUGUAAAACAGGAAUGCCCACUGUUCCUCAACUCCUGCAAACACCACUGUUCAGUGAUGUGCUACUGUUCAACUCUGAAAAGCCCCAGUUCAAGAUAACCUCCAAAUUGAAGGAGGCCUUGAAAUCAUCCAAAGAGUGCUUGGAAAAGCGUCUCCAAGAAGAACAGAGAGCAAUUCACCAGCACAGGAGGCUGACCCGGGCACAGUCUCACCACGGCUCUGAGGAGGAGAAAAAGAGGAGGAAGAUCCUGGCUAGAAAGAAAUCCAGACAGUCUGCUUAUGAAAAUGAGGAAGAUUUUUCAGUGAAAUACAACAACAACUCUGGUUCAGGAGCAAGUUCUCCCCCUACUUGCCCUUCUUCUCCCACUCCUCCACCUGCACCAGGUGUUAAGCCAGCAACUCCUCCACCGCCACCUCCACCUCCUCCACCUUCAGGGAGUGUCCCAGGCCCCCCUCCCUUCAACCCGCCUUCCGUUAACGGCGAGGGCCGCAGCGCCCUCCUCAGCUCCAUCCAGACCUUCAGCAAAGGCAGGCUCAAGAAGUCAGAGACCAACGAUCGCAGCAAUCCACACAUCUGAGAGACGGCCUGUUUUUGUACGACUCUUCGUUCAACUUCUAUUGUGCAAUUCGUCCUUGGCUGACUCCUGUAAGGCAUCCAAGGUCUCUUCUUCAGUCGUGCAGAAGCUGGCAGUAUUGUUUAAAAUAGGACUGCAGUGGAAAGCUUGAAAGGUUGCUGUUUUUCAUUUCCCAAAUCAGCUGCAGAUUGGAGUGUGUGGGUAAUUGUGUGGAAUCAAUUUGGGGUCUACAGUGCUGCUAUACAGAAUCUAAUCCUGGAAACUGGACUCCAGCUGUCAGAUUUUAAGAAUUGGGCCAGCAUAUUUGUGUUAAUCAUAUGCAUAUUACUGACCCCCCACAAACCAGACACCCUACAACUGCAGCUACACGUUUUUUUUUUUUUCAAGCACAAGCAUCUUUUUAAAUGCUUUGGCCGGCUGACUUUAAGUUUGACAGUUUUACUUAAAUAUUGUGCAAAUGUCUUUUUAAGUCAUUCAUACUCUUUAGGGAGGGCUUUGUUUUAAAGAAAAAAAUGGAAAAAAAAAUAGCUUUUGGGUUUGUGCCACAUUUAACCAUUGUGCCUAUACGAGACAAGUGGUAUGAUUCUUGUUCCCAGAUUUAGGAGCUGUAUAUAGUUCAUUCUCCUGUCUGCAACAGUGUGAAUUUUUAUGCAAGGUUACAAUCAAGCCUAUAUAUAAAUAUAAUAUUAUUACAAAUUAUCCUGUCCCUGUACCCUCAUAUAAACCUUCUGAUGUGUUUUCAGGAUUACAUACCAACAUCUGAGUCAAAUACUUCCACCUUUGGUGACUUUGUAAAGGACUUGAAAUCAGUUGACGUAAGCUCCGCCCACAAACGCCUUCUUUCGUAUCUACUGUUUCGUGACUGAAGUUUUACAGAACACUGGUUUAAAAAAAAAACAUAAUAUUGGACCGCUAAAAUGUUUGUUUACAGUCACAACAUAAAAGGUGCGUUUCCAGAUUAAAAUGCUGCCAUUCAAAAAUGUAUAAAGUGAAUUGAGUAUGCUACUUAAUACAUUUCAAACAGUUACAGUCUUAUGCAGAAGUUUGAACAUCCCUAGUCAAAUGACGUUUUGUUGAUUUUCUAAGUGAAAGUAAGUUAACACAUCCUUGACAGAGAGCACACAUGGCAUUUU